Acomys russatus (golden spiny mouse) is the source of this 1101-nucleotide messenger RNA. RefSeq names its product olfactory receptor 1361-like. The transcript has a single exon. Gene Ontology annotation, biological process: G protein-coupled receptor signaling pathway. The record is from RefSeq and is a predicted model, not a curated record. NCBI's taxonomy places the organism in Eukaryota, Metazoa, Chordata, Mammalia, Rodentia, Muridae. Gene Ontology annotation, cellular component: membrane. Bases 1 to 942 code for a protein of 313 amino acids. Gene Ontology annotation, molecular function: G protein-coupled receptor activity; olfactory receptor activity.
AUGAGAGGCAGCAACCAGACGAGCAUCUCCGAGUUUUUCCUCCUGGGCCUCUCCAGGCAGCCCCAGCAGCAGCAGCUCCUCUUCCUGUUCUUCCUCAUCAUGUACCUGGCCACCGUCCUGGGGAACCUGCUCAUCAUCCUGGCCAGCAGUACAGACUCCCGCCUGCACAGCCCCAUGUACUUCUUCCUCAGCAAUCUGUCCUUCGUGGACGUCUGCUUCUCCUCCACCACCGUCCCCAAGGUACUGGCUGACCACAUCCUCGGGAGUCAGGCCAUUUCCGUCUCUGAAUGUCUUAUGCAAAUUUAUUUUCUCUGUGUCUUUGCUGUCAUGGACAAUUUCCUGCUGGCUGUGAUGGCCUAUGACCGGUAUGUGGCCAUAUGCCACCCCUUACACUACACAACAAAGAUGACCCAGCAGCUCUGUGUCCUGAUGGUGGUUGGUUCAUGGGUGGUAGCCAGCCUGAACGCUCUGUUGCACACCCUGCUCAUGGCGCGACUCUCAUUCUGUGGGGACAACAUCAUCCCUCAUUUCUUCUGUGAUGUGACCCCCCUGCUGAAGCUGUCCUGCUCGGACACGCACCUCAACGAGCUGAUGAUUCUUUAUGUUGCAGGGCUGAUAAUGAUCGCCCCAUUUGUCUGCAUCCUCGUGUCUUAUAUGCUAAUUGCUUGUGCUGUCCUGAGAGUCUCAUCUGCGAGGGGAAGAUGGAAAGCCUUCUCCACGUGCGGCUCCCACCUGGCCGUGGUCUGCCUCUUCUAUGGCACCAUCAUAUCCCUGUAUUUCAGUCCCUCAUCCUCUCACUCAGCUGCCUCAGCCACAGCAUCUGCCGUGAUGUACACAGUGGUGACCCCCAUGCUGAACCCUUUCAUCUAUAGCCUGAGGAACAGGGACCUGAAAGGGGCUUUAAGGAAAGUGCUCACCAGGGCAUUUUCAUCUACUCAAUAAGGUGAAAAACAAAAUCAUAAAAAGAAGUAAUUUCCCAGAACAUCAUUUUUAUUUUAUUGUGUGAAAGGAAAGCUAGCAUUUUGGUUUUGUUAGGAACGUGUCUUCUAUUUCUCUUGGGAAAAUGAAAAUCCAGGUUACAGACUAAAGAUGUGACUGGUG